Strongylocentrotus purpuratus (purple sea urchin) is the source of this 9551-nucleotide messenger RNA. RefSeq lists its product as uncharacterized. NCBI's taxonomy places the organism in Eukaryota, Metazoa, Echinodermata, Echinoidea, Camarodonta, Strongylocentrotidae. Gene Ontology annotation, biological process: regulation of transcription by RNA polymerase II. Gene Ontology annotation, molecular function: protein dimerization activity; DNA-binding transcription factor activity, RNA polymerase II-specific; RNA polymerase II cis-regulatory region sequence-specific DNA binding. The record is from RefSeq and is a predicted model, not a curated record. The transcript has 6 exons. Bases 171 to 3293 code for a protein of 1040 amino acids.
CUGAGUUUAUGUUAUUAUAAUCGUAGUGGGAAGAUAUGACGUACGUGAAAGAUUCUCUCCUCGAAUAUGGUGUUAUAUCCCAGGAAAACAACGAGUUGUGAUCUUUAAAAGGAUAUUACAGUUGCUUUGCUUUAUUCUGUGUUGUGCUUUUCAUAUGUACAUGAAAAAUCAUGAACAUCGAAACCCUCUUAGAGGCUGCUAAAUAUGUGGAAUCGGGUGGAGCACUGGCAAUCGCUACCGCAGCAGAGCAUUCAUUUACACGUGGGAAAGAUGAGGUUGAUAAUGGAGAUCCAAAGGGUGCCAGUUCUUACACACCAUCUAUUCUCGAGAAGCAAUUGACCGGCUCGCCACCACCCCCUAAACGUGCUCGGACCAAGUCUCCAGGUCCAAGAUACAGUGAGACACAGCAUCUUCUACCACCGGCGUCACAACAUGUGAUACCACCACCAACCUCCCAAGCACCCAUAACCAUAGCUACUAGCAUCCCGGUAUCCUCCUCCUCUUCCAUCAUCCAGCAUGCUCCACGUUAUCCUGCCACAACCCCUCCAGUGUCCUACCACCUCUAUACUCACAUACCCCCGCAACACCUGCAGCAACACCAUCCUGUUCACCAGCAGCAACAGCAACAGCAACACCAUCCUCGUCCAUCGCAGCAGCACCCGCAACUUUUGCCACAACAUGUCCAACAGCAUCAUUUCCAAGCGCUGACUCACCACCAGCAAGCUGAGAACCAACAACCACAACGCUAUGUUGCGGCCUCCGUGGCUAACGCCGUGCUCUCAACGCAGCCUCCUGCCCCUCCACCGACACAUCCCCCACCAGUGCCACCUCAUCCACUUCUAUCACCACCACCGGCAUCAUCUGCAGGAACCUCCCCACGUGUGGUGGGGCCUAGUCAGGCUAUGGACCUUCUCCAGCUGGCUGAAUCCCAAGGACACAAGUACACAACACUUAACAACGUCACUAGCCCCAGGGCGAGGAGUAGCCCUGGAAGUCAUCAUGAUAACAUUAGCCCUAGACUAGUCCAUCAAAUCGUCAGUCAUAACCAGUGGGUUGCUGGGGAGAGACCAGGUUCACCAAAGCAGUCACCGGGUCAUCCAAAGGCAUCUGGGGAAAGUGACUCAAACGAUUCUGCAAAUGAUGGCAGUGGCAAAGAUAAAAGGGCUGGAAUCAGAGAAGUACAUAAUAAACUGGAGAAAAACAGACGGGCGCAUCUGAAGGAUUGCUUCGAAAACUUAAGAAAUACUGUUCCUAACAUGGAGGAUAAGAAGGCAAAGACAUCCAACCUUAGCAUCCUACGGGGCGCCCUCAGGUUCAUCCAGGUCUUGACACGCAAAGAGCGAGAGCUUGAACACGAGCUUGACCGACUGGUACGCCAGAAGAUUGAGGCUCAGCAGAGACUGGACCUUCUCAAGAUCAAGAACGGCUUGACCAUCGGCAAACCCAUCAAGCUACCAACACUUACAGGCAGGGAGGAGGAGGAGAUUGAAGAGGAUGAUGAUGACGAUGAGGAGGAGAGACUGGUCGUUGUCGAGGAUAAGGAUGUGGAUGUGACGGUGGAUGAUGAGAUCAAGAAUGAAGUUGAAGAUGACCAAGUAUCAACAUCAACUGCGUCAGAAGCGGAAGAAGAGGAGAGGAAAUCUCGUGCUCAGUCCCGAUCUCAGUCUCCUCUUCACCAACCUGUGUCAUCAUCUCAUCUCUCUUACUCUCUUCCUGGAGUCUCCUAUCAGCAAGCCUUCGCCAGCUUUCAAGGAGCCAUAAAGGAGACCCCUCCGUACACCCACGCUGCCUCCCGUCCGGUGGGUCUCAGCCGCUCGGCCAACGAAGCCAUGUUGAGGUUCACCACCAUGAGAGACGCGCAACCCCCUCAGGGUUCGGAUCCGUUAAGGCCGAAACAGAAACUCCCUGAGGCCAUCCUGCCCAGGCAUGGGUCAGCCCCAUCCUUAGGAACCAGUGCCAUUCCACCACAAAGGACCACAUACAUGCAAAUGACUCAAGACAACGUAUCCUCAGUGCUUCAUAGUGUUGCCAAUCAGAUAUCACCUGUCACAAGGAUAGAGACACCCAUUGUUGUCAGCCAGUCCUCUGGAGCACUGGCUGGAAGUGUGACUAGGCAGACAGUUAGCCAGCUCUUAGGGAAGCAGCCAGUGGUCAGGCAACCUGUUAGACGGCAGCUAUCAGUGUCUCAGCUUCCUGUCAUCCAGCAUCCGCUUCAGACUCCUCAUCAUCUCCUUCCUCGGAUCAUGAACACCAACCCUUCACUCAGGUUAGGAUUCAACCCAACCACUCAAGGUGUGAUAGGACCUGCCAAGCCAGUAGUUACAGUGGGAAUCAACUCGCUGCUUGCACAACCUUCAGUCAUUCAAACAACCAGCACCCACAGGACUGUCAUAUCAAACGGAUCAGGGACAACAGUUCCUGAUCCAAGCACAGUGACAUUCACUGCCAAGCCAACUACUCCAUCAGUCAUCACUGCCUCUCCCUUCACAACCCCUAUUGAUACUAGUCCUCUCAUAACAAGUGUUCUGGGUACAUCAACUGCAGGAGUGUCAAGGUCUACAAGUCUGAUGACAGCGUCAGUCAUCACUCAGACUCUCCCAGUCAUGUCCCAUACUGGACACAACCAGUUUAUCCCUCCUAUUGCCCUUCAGUCUCCUGCUAAUGCCGGGGCUUCUCUUCUCUUUCACCCAUCUAGCUACAUUGGCCUGCCUCACUCCAUGUUACCCCAGCCCUUCCUUGGAUCCUUCGCAGCCACCAGACCAUCUCACAUACAACUAGCCACCUCUACACAGGUUAGCCCAUCCUUUGCAGCGUCACAACCUCUUGUCCAUCCGUCCACGCAACCCAUUGAUUCAGCCAAUCUAUUAGCUCUGGCACAAGCGCUCCCUAAACAAAUGCCCCCUGCACAGUUUCCAAGUGCCCUGAGCAUCGGUAGUCUUGCUUCUCCAGGAACUCUGCUCUCAACAAACCUAUCAGCUGUCAAUCAUGGUUCCUUCACAACUGUGUCAUCAACCCCAAUAAGUGCAGCCCCUGCUGUCAAAAACGCAAUGUCCGCAGCAGCCCCUGCGAGUAAAAAAUCCAAAUCCUCGGCCUCUGGUUCAUCUGGGGGCAAGGGGUCAAGGAGCAAACAUGGCAAAAGCCUUAACGGUAAGACUGAAAUCCAGAUUACAACCUCUAAGAUUGCAGAGACAAUGGCCACUCUGGCCAAUACGCAGGUCAUUGCCAACAAUGGACAUUCCACGUCAACGGUCAAUAACAGGAGUAGCCAGCAGUCUGUGGUCGUCAAAUUAUAGCGCCUAUAUAUGGGAAAGUGUCUCUGGUGUAUACAUGUAAACUGCCUUAUGACUGUAGUUGUUGUGAGUUGGUGAGACUUCAGUGAAAGAUACAAUUUGCUGAUAGCUACACACUGUGAGCUUGCUGCAUGGUUAAGUCUUUGUUUGGGAAGCUCAUGCUGUCACAGACUUGCAGCAUGUCCAGAUGACAAGAUGUUUGUCCAAGAUUUUGAUUAUAAGUGGGAUGCUUUACAUGAAUUUUUUGAAAGGCCUGAGCUUGCAAUGCAGAGUUACACACACACACAAUUAUUUUAUUAUCAUGCAUCUAAUUCUUUCUUGUAAAUCCACUCCAAAUUAGCAAUGUGUUGAGUUUGUGUAAGCCUCUACUCAAACAAGGCAGUAACUAAUAUUAUUUUAUGUUAUGCUUAAUAGUUCAAAGAUGUAAUAAUUAACACUGAUGAUAUUUUCACCUUAUUCAAUUGCAAUGUAUUUUCAAAGUGGUACUGUUUUAGUUUUUUCCCCAUUUUUUCAAAUAUUUUCAAAUAUUGGCCAUUGUAGGAAGAUUCCUGGUAAAUUGAAAACAAAUCGUUAACUAAAUUAUCAAACACUUUCCAGAGUCUAAAACAUAUUCUGCGUUUACAAGCAGAAAAGAUGUAAUGUUUGACAUGUUGAUAUUUAUAUUGUUUAUUAACGAAGGGGUCAAACAAAGGGAAAGGUUUCACCAGAAAAAAAGUAGCUUACAUUGAUCCCAAAGUUCCUAAUUUAAUUCAAGUUUCCAAGCAGUCCACUUUUCACCUGAUUUUUCAUCAAGUUCAAAACACAAAGGCAUUCAUCUUAAUGACUCUCUGUGGGCUUUUUUUAUUAGUAUAUUGUUCUGUUUAACUAUAACUAUCAUCACUAUCUUUGUCAUAUUAGGACAUUUCUGAAAAUCUGAUUUACAUGAAAUAUCAUGUCAUUUUAUUUUUAUGCUUCCAGAGUCCUUUCAUGGUCCAUAAAUGUUAUGAUGGGGUGCAAAAUCUCUGCACAUUCUUAUUUAAUAUGGUUUGGUUCUCCUACAAAUACUGUUGAUGCAAAUGUAGAUAUGUAAGAAUACUUUCAUACAAUAGAGAUAUAUAUAUAUAUUUAAAAAAAAUUCUGUACAUAGUGGAUAUAUAAAUGUGUAAAUGGCAUGUAAAUUGGUCAGUGGAGUAUGGCUCCAUUCUAUUGUGUGAAUGAAACACUUAUUUGUGUGUGAGAAUUAAUUUGCCAGAAACGAUUGAAUGCCUUGUGAUCAUAAUGCACUGUGUAGAUGAAAUUCAACUUGAGACUUUCAAUUCUUAUUAGCUUCUUGAAAUUCAUAUCUUUCAUCUUGUCAAGAGUUUAUUCAAAUUAGUCAGGGACAGAAAGAGUAACACUCGCUAGAGUAUGCAUCAACUAAAAAAGACUUCAUGGUCCAAUUUAUUAUUUAAUAAAAAUACCUGAACAUUUCCUUAUGUUAAGGUGCUCUCUGAUCCUUCUUAUUUUUUACACACAUUUUUUCCUUCUUUGAUAUGGUAAAUGUCAUUUGAUCUACUCCAAGCCAAAAAGGUUUAAGGUCAUGCCAUUAAGACAGGGUUUCUGGCUCUCAAUAGACAAUUUAAAUGGGUAUGAAUUAUAAUGACAUGCAUCUAAUUGUCUACUAGAGCAAGAGCUAAAAUAAAAUAAAAUAAACAGUACUCAAACUAAUUUCUGCUGCCCUCUUAGAAUCAUCCCCUAUUGUUUGUUACACAAUGGCCCUUUCAAACUAUGUAAACUCACUAUGUAACACAUGUUCUUGGUAUCUGAUUUGUUUACUACUUUGUUUUCCUAUUAGCCUCUCUAGGAAUUUCUUGGAUGGUGUGGGGGCAAAAUUAGUGUACUUUGUAUUAUUUUUUUUUUUGCGGAGGAAUUUUCAGAUUUCCCUUUUUUAAAUCACUCUCACUGUUGGUAUCAACUCUGUGUAACCAUAGAUUUUCCAGGUACUGUCAAACUAUACUGAUUAUGCACACCAUCUCAUGGGUUAAAAGAAAAUGGUGCCAGAGGGAGAUUGAAAGCAGACAUUGGAACUAUAAAGGCUCGUUCAGAUAUGAUAGGGUAACCGCACACAGACACCACUAAGUUUUUUUUCUUGGUGUAAGCGUAAAUGAAUAGUUACUGCGCGCAACAACGGUCUUGUGCCAUGUCCACUGAGCUCCGUGUUAUAAGAUACAGAUAUAUGACACGUAUUACACUUAAUGUCAUCUUGAAAAGAAAACGCUUGGGUUUUGCUGGGUCAUAUCUGAAUGAGGCCUGAGAAAGCAUGUGGAAAGUCUUGUAUUACUAAGGGUUCAGUUACUGGGCACGUGGUUACAGGCAUGAGUUAUGUUGGAUAGUAUGAUCAUGAAUUAAAUUCAAAUAUGUUUAAUUUCCAGUUUGAAUCUUAUGAAUAAUUAUUACCAUGAUUCUUUUUUGAAGAUCGCAUUAUGUGACGCAUCUGUAUCAGAGAGAUACAUUGACCUGGCUAGUGGUAAAGGAUAUGCUAAGGUAUGCUCAUGAUAAUAAAUCCCUUGAUGUAGAUUGCAAUUAAUUGCAAUUUUGACAUAUGGUAUAUAGUUUUGUUUAGCAGAGAUGAUUUUAGAGGAUUACCCAUCCUGCCCACACCACCCACCUUUGUCUAUGUUAAUCUUAUACCCUUUUCUACGACUAGCGUUUGUUUGCAUUAAGGCUAUACACUUUCUGUGACAAUGUAAAACAAACGGCCAUUUUUAACCUGUACAUAGACAUAUGGUAUACCACUGUGAAAGUUGACCUUCCACAUGCCUUACAAGUCUAGAAGAGUAUCUGCCUCAUUCAAACUAUUGAUAUGAAAUAGUUCAUUCUAUUAUUGUGUUAUUUAUUGGUUUCAUUGCACACUUCAUCCAAAUGUUGAAAUAUCUAAACAAUUUUAUUGAUAAGGCAUUGCAAUGGGAUAGUCAGGAGAAACAUAAUGAAUAUGCCCAAACCAAAAAAAAAAAAAGGUAAAAGGAAAAAUGGAACUCCAAUUUCUUACUUGUAAUCAUGAUUUUGUAAUAAAAAUGUGACUGAAGUUUGGUUUCAAGUUCAUAGAUAUAUGUAUUUUCAUCAUGAGAGGAAGAUUCAACCCUGAUAGCUAAUUGUUUUGAGUUACAACAGAGUAUACCUAGGGAAACAGCUAAGAGAAAUCCAUAAAUAAUUAUGAAAUUGCGAAGCUUUAGAUCCCUGGCAUGGGAAUUUCAAUGAGGUAAAUCUGUGAUGUCAGGAUUAUGAAAUGUAGGAUAACUCUCCCAUAUCUUUCUGUUAUUUUGUUGGCUAGAAAUAUAAUUGUUCUCAAUUUUAUAACUGAGUAGGUUUUUGUAUUUGAGAACAUGUUAAUACUAAUGGAUUUUUAUAAUAUAUUUUCGAGCCUGUCCCAAGGCAUAAUAUAGUUUCAGAUUACUUGUAUUUCACUUUACUUUACAAACUAAUGCAAUAGUUAAACUAUUGUCGAACAGGGUGAAUUGGAAUGAAAUUGAAUUCAUGUUUUGACAUUUUUCUGUUCAUACCUUUUUGACCUUUUUUGUGUAAUAUUCCUGGGGAAAAGCAAUGUCACAAUCCCAAAUUUGUUCCAUUUACACAGGUGUUCCCAUGAACCUCAUUUUAUAGUACAUGUGUAUUACCUCACAAUAGCAUGACAAAUGGACUUGUUUAAGAGUCUCGUACAUUCAAACUCAUUUGUUGAACUUUCUUUUCGAAUUUCAAUCUUUUACUCUUAUAUGCUUUCAUUUAUCCAAAUCAACUUAUGAUGAAAGAUGGUUUCCCUUAAAGUUCCAUAUUGACCUUCUCUAAAUUGUGUCUUGUAUAAUACUAACAAAUUACUGGAAGUGUGGUAUUUUGAUGAUAAGAUGAUGUAAAAGUAAAAAGAAGUUAGUAUGCCGGACAAUGCUUGAAAUCUUCACAAUUUUGCCAAAGAAAAGAUUAAUGAGUUGUUAUGCACUUUAAGUAAAAACUAAUCUUAUGGCUUAUCAUUACGUUUAUGAAGUUUUGCUAGAAUUGAAUUUAUUUUUGAAAAUUUAACAGGUAAUGAUGUAAUGCCAUUUACCUACCUCUCUUAAAUGCGAGCAAGAUACACAAUGAAUCAUUUAGAGCAAAUAUUCUCUAACAAGAAGGAAAAUUGAAUGUAUUGUGUGGUAUAAUACAGCUUGUUAGGAUUAAUACAUUUUAAAUGCGUGGACGUUCUGUAACUAGAUCACCAUUUUAGUACUGCCGAAAGAUGUUUACACAAGUGUAUAGAUGUUUGGAAAAAAGCGUGUUGCGCAUAAGGGUUAGCUAAGAAUGAGGACAGCUAGUACACACUUGAUCACACAUAUUAUUCCUGAAUUCUAGAAAGUUGAACAGAAAUUGGGAAGCAUAUAGAUCCUUUUUUGUGUAAUGGGUGAUAUAGUCCAUGAUUUCCUUGUUAUGCUGCAAAUUGCACACUUAUUCAAAAUAUCAAUCUUUUAAAACAACAAAAUGUUCUGUCUAGAUGUUGGGGACAAAAUCUGAAAGGUUUAUUCAAGUCAAAACUAAAUGAGUGGUGACACAAAUGGGUUUUAUUUAUUUAGAUUCUUAAAAAAAAAAUAUUAAUCCUCUUGUUGAGCUGAAAACAAUGAUUUUGGAGUUAUCUGUAAUAUGCAGGGCAAACAGAAGUCUCAAUGAUCAUGUUUGGAAAAUCAUGGAUCAUUCUCAUGAUGCCAAAUUUAAGUAUUUUUUGUUUAAUAGUUGGGAUGUUUUCCUGUGAAGAUAUGUAAAAUAAUCCCACUUCUAGUACAAUUUCAUAGACAUAUGAUGUUUGGAGAAAAAAAAAGAUCUAUUAACAGCUGGAUUGCCUUUUUGAAGAGCGUCCUGCAUGAUCAUAUUUUGAGAACCAUUGUUGCGAAUGAGUUAAGGACCUUACAUGUUAAUUUAAUGUGAAGGAGACCAAAUAAUAGGCAUUAUAGGCUGCGUAUUAAAAAGAAAUUCUGUACGGUUUCAUAUUGGGUAAAUGUGCUAUAUACAAUCUUAAAUUUGAUUCUGUAAGGUGGAUUAUUAUUGUCCCUUUUAUGAAUAAUAUAGAAUAUUUAGAAUUCAUUCGGAACUGGUUUGCCACUCAUAUAUUUCAUUCAAUUUGCUUUUCCUAAUACAACUAUACGUAAUCUACAAUUCUUCAUUUCUCAAAUGCUAUUGAAAAUUUAAUGACACAAUUUACUCUGAAUAUCUUCACUCAUAAACUGGAUUUCAGUAACAUUUUAAAGUUUCUAGGUGUCAGAUUUUCGUUAAAUUACUGAAUUUAAUGUUUCCUCAUUUAAAAUUCAUUAUUUGUAAAUCUCUUCCUGAAAAGAUGGUUAUUUUUAAAUCUUGUAGGAGGUAAAUCAUGCUCUGUAAAAUUCAACAAAGUUGUUUUCAUUUUCUUAUUACUUCAUCACGAUGAUAAUCAUAGGAAAUCACUACUUAUUACCUUCCAUACUUUUUUGUGUAAAUUGGAAGAAAUAGAAUUGGAUUGUGUAGGAGGUUUAAUGAAGAAAGAGAAUAUUAACAGGGUUACUGAGUGCUUGCUGCAGUUUGUAAAGAAAGAAUAAACAGAAUAUAUACUUAUAAAAAUAGUCUUACAUUACUUUUUUUUUUACCUAAAUGUUAUAUACAUUUUAUUUCCAAGAGAUGUUUUUUAUAAUGUAGUUUCUCUUUCAGUAUAAAAUCAAAGUCUUUGAUUUUAAUAACAACAUUGUUGAUCCUAACAUCUUAUUAAUCCAUUGUUUUAUUUGCUGUACCACAUUUCCCAAGCUCGCUCAAAAUAGUUGCCAUAUUUCCUUAUUUAAAUACAAUCUACAAUUGUGAUGAUAGAUAAUAGAGUUGUCCAGCACUGGGAAUUAAUGUGCAUAAUAAUUCAAGCCUUUACUGAGUUAUAAACCAUUUAGACAAUUAUUAUCUCUUUGAUUAUAGUUGUAUUUGGGAGUCUGAAAGACUGUCUGAGGUAAGCUUGACUAUGUACCCAGCUUGCAUCCUGUCAAUUCGAAUCCAAUUAACUUGUUCAAAGAAAUUAAUGUAAUAUUUCAUCAUAAGUAAUCUAGGGAAGCAUCCAUACAUUUAAGGUCAAGUGAGAAUACAUAUGUGAAGAGCUAUUCUCUAUUCAAGGAUUUGUUAUAAGAAUGAAGUAGUCUCAUUCCAGACUGAUAUGUACAUUGCUGCAUGAUGAUUACAGAGUGUAAGAUUAUCUUGUACAGUAUCUAUAUUAUGUGUAUGUAAUACACACAUGAAAAUAAAGAAAAAGAUGUAAUUUUUCUAUCAAACAGA